This is a messenger RNA of Apodemus sylvaticus (European woodmouse), 978 nucleotides long. RefSeq names its product glucosamine 6-phosphate N-acetyltransferase-like. Bases 37 to 591 code for a protein of 184 amino acids. Gene Ontology annotation, molecular function: glucosamine 6-phosphate N-acetyltransferase activity; monosaccharide binding. Gene Ontology annotation, biological process: UDP-N-acetylglucosamine biosynthetic process. The transcript has a single exon. The record is from RefSeq and is a predicted model, not a curated record. Gene Ontology annotation, cellular component: endoplasmic reticulum-Golgi intermediate compartment; Golgi apparatus; endoplasmic reticulum. NCBI's taxonomy places the organism in Eukaryota, Metazoa, Chordata, Mammalia, Rodentia, Muridae.
GACAGGAGCGUGGUCCUCUCCGACUUUACUGGAAAGAUGAAACCCGAUGAAACUCCUAUGUUUGACCCAAGUUUGCUUAAAGAAGUGGACUGGAGUCAGAAUACAGCAAUAUUUUCUCCAGCCAUUUCUCCAACGCAUCCUGGAGAAGGCUUGGUUUUGAGGUCUCUUUGUACUUCAGACUUAAAUAAAGGUUUUUUUAAGGUAUUGGGUCAACUGACAGAGACUGGUGUCGUCAGCCCGGAGCAGUUCCUGAAGUCUUUUGAGCAUAUGAAGAAGUCUGGGGAUUACUAUGUUACGGUUGUGGAGGAUGUGACCCUAGGACAAAUUGUGGCUACAGCAACUCUGAUAAUAGAACAUAAAUUUAUCCAUUCAUAUGCUAAGAGAGGGAGAGUAGAAGAUGUCCUUGUUAGUGACGAGUGCAGAGGGAAGCAGCUCAGCAAACUGUUAUUAUCAACUCUUACUUUGCUAAGCAAGAAACUGAACUGUUACAAGAUCACCCUUGAAUGUCUACCACAAAAUGUCGGUUUCUACAAAAAGUUUGACUAUACAGUAUCUGAAGAAAAUUACAUGUGUCGGAGGUUUCUAAAGUAAAAACUACCAUCAAGAGGUUAAUGCUACAAGGCUUUACUGUUAGAGUUCAUUUUUGUUGCUGCAGCCCAGUAAGCUCCCUAACUACUGGACUGCAGUACGAUGUAGUAUGCCAGGGUAGUGACCCAGGAGGAUGCAGUGGCCGCUGGGAGUUCACAUUAUCAUAAAGGGGGAGGAUUUUUAACCAAAGGAAUAUAUUUUCAACUUGAAUCUUUUCUUGCAUUGUAUUUUUCUAAAGUUUGUCUUCAUUUCUUGGUAGUCAAGAGUAUGGGUAGUAAACAGUUAUGUCUGCUCUAUGCUGCUCAUUUUUAAAUAUAUGUAUAUAUAUAUUGAAUAAGGGUGUUUCUUACCAUAAAAUUAUUUUUGUCUCAUACAUCUAAAUAGACUUAA